This is a messenger RNA of Acinonyx jubatus (cheetah), 7353 nucleotides long. It is a transcript of the gene CUL4B, whose product is annotated as cullin 4B. Gene Ontology annotation, biological process: ubiquitin-dependent protein catabolic process; protein ubiquitination; DNA damage response. The record is from RefSeq and is a predicted model, not a curated record. Bases 120 to 2825 code for a protein of 901 amino acids. Gene Ontology annotation, cellular component: Cul4B-RING E3 ubiquitin ligase complex. Gene Ontology annotation, molecular function: ubiquitin protein ligase binding. The transcript is spliced from 21 exons. NCBI's taxonomy places the organism in Eukaryota, Metazoa, Chordata, Mammalia, Carnivora, Felidae.
UCGGGAGGUGUCUAGAAAGCCCGCCCCCUCCUCCCUUUCCACUUCUCUUACCCCCCUUUUCUCCCUCCCCCCCCCCCACUCAAGUCCUGCGGACCUGGGGGCUUCGGGAUCUGGGCGCUAUGAAAAGUGUCUGCCCAGUCACUUCCGGUUUUUCUUCCCCCAAUCCCUCAGCUGCUGCUGCUGCUCAGGAGGUCAGAUCUGCCACUGAUGGUAAUACCAGCACCACUCCGCCCACCUCUGCCAAGAAGAGAAAGUUAAACAGCAGCAGCAGUAGCGGCAGUAAUAGUAGUAACGAGAGAGAAGACUUUGAUUCCACCUCUUCCUCUUCCACUCCUCCUUUACAACCCAGGGAUUCGGCAUCCCCUUCAACCUCGUCCUUCUGCCUGGGGGUUUCAGUGGCUACUUCCAGCCACGUACCGAUACAGAAGAAGCUGCGUUUUGAAGACACCCUGGAGUUUGUAGGGUUUGAUGCGAAGAUGGCUGAGGAAUCCUCCUCUUCUUCCUCCUCAUCUUCACCAACUGCUGCAACAUCUCAGCAGCAGCAACUUAAAAAUAAGAGUAUAUUAAUCUCUUCUGUGGCUUCGGUGCAUCAUGCAAACGGCCUAGCCAAAUCUUCUACCACCACUUCUAGCUUUGCUAACAGCAAGCCUGGCUCUGCUAAGAAGUUAGUGAUCAAGAACUUUAAAGAUAAGCCUAAAUUACCGGAGAACUACACAGAUGAAACAUGGCAGAAACUGAAAGAAGCGGUGGAAGCUAUCCAGAAUAGUACUUCGAUUAAGUACAAUUUAGAAGAACUCUAUCAGGCUGUGGAAAAUCUCUGUUCCUACAAGAUUUCUGCAAACUUGUACAAACAGCUAAGACAGAUUUGUGAAGAUCACAUCAAAGCACAAAUUCAUCAGUUCAGAGAGGAUUCAUUGGAUAGUGUUCUUUUUCUAAAGAAGAUUGAUAGAUGCUGGCAAAACCACUGCAGACAAAUGAUCAUGAUUAGAAGCAUUUUUUUGUUUCUGGAUAGAACUUACGUUCUUCAGAAUUCAAUGCUACCCUCGAUUUGGGACAUGGGACUAGAGUUAUUUAGGGCUCAUAUUAUAAGUGAUCAGAAAGUCCAGAAUAAGACAAUUGAUGGCAUUCUUCUCUUGAUUGAGAGGGAAAGGAAUGGUGAAGCAAUUGAUAGAAGUUUACUCCGAAGCCUUUUGAGCAUGCUGUCUGACUUGCAAAUUUAUCAGGAUUCUUUUGAACAACGGUUUUUGGAAGAAACUAACCGGCUCUAUGCAGCUGAAGGCCAAAAAUUAAUGCAGGAAAGAGAGGUUCCUGAAUAUCUUCAUCAUGUUAACAAACGUCUAGAAGAAGAAGCAGACAGACUUAUUACUUACUUAGAUCAGACCACCCAGAAGUCAUUAAUUGCUACUGUAGAAAAGCAACUUCUAGGUGAACACUUAACAGCAAUUCUUCAGAAAGGUUUAAAUAACCUCCUUGAUGAAAACCGAAUUCAAGAUUUAUCUCUCCUGUAUCAGCUCUUUAGUAGAGUUCGAGGUGGAGUUCAGGUUCUCUUGCAACAGUGGAUUGAAUACAUUAAGGCAUUUGGCAGCACUAUUGUAAUUAAUCCUGAAAAAGAUAAAACCAUGGUUCAAGAAUUACUGGAUUUUAAAGAUAAGGUUGACCAUAUAAUUGAUAUUUGUUUUCUGAAAAAUGAAAAAUUCAUCAAUGCCAUGAAAGAAGCAUUUGAGACAUUCAUUAACAAAAGACCAAACAAACCUGCUGAACUUAUAGCUAAGUAUGUAGAUUCAAAGCUUCGCGCAGGCAACAAAGAAGCUACAGAUGAAGAACUUGAAAAAAUGUUGGAUAAAAUUAUGAUCAUAUUUAGAUUUAUCUAUGGUAAGGAUGUUUUUGAGGCCUUCUAUAAGAAAGAUUUAGCCAAGCGCCUGUUAGUUGGGAAAAGUGCAUCUGUAGAUGCUGAAAAAUCAAUGUUGUCCAAACUUAAACAUGAAUGUGGAGCUGCUUUCACCAGCAAACUUGAAGGAAUGUUUAAAGACAUGGAACUUUCUAAAGACAUCAUGAUUCAGUUCAAACAGGUAAAAUAUAUGCAAAACCAGAAUGUACCUGGGAAUAUUGAAUUAACUGUGAAUAUCCUGACAAUGGGUUAUUGGCCAACAUAUGUGCCUAUGGAAGUCCACUUACCACCAGAGAUGGUAAAACUUCAGGAGAUUUUCAAGACAUUUUACCUAGGCAAACAUAGCGGCAGGAAACUUCAGUGGCAGUCAACCCUAGGACACUGUGUGCUAAAGGCAGAAUUUAAAGAGGGUAAAAAAGAACUCCAGGUCUCUCUCUUUCAAACCCUGGUGCUGCUAAUGUUUAAUGAGGGAGAGGAGUUCAGUUUAGAAGAGAUCAAGCAGGCUACUGGAAUAGAGGAUGGAGAAUUAAGGAGAACACUGCAGUCAUUGGCCUGUGGCAAAGCUAGAGUUCUGGCAAAAAAUCCAAAGGGCAAAGAUAUUGAAGAUGGUGACAAGUUCAUUUGUAAUGAUGAUUUCAAACACAAACUUUUCAGGAUAAAGAUCAAUCAAAUCCAGAUGAAAGAAACGGUUGAAGAACAAGCAAGCACUACAGAAAGAGUAUUUCAGGACAGACAGUACCAAAUUGAUGCUGCAAUUGUUCGAAUCAUGAAGAUGAGAAAGACGCUUAGCCACAAUCUUCUUGUUUCAGAAGUGUACAACCAGUUGAAAUUUCCAGUAAAGCCUGCUGAUCUUAAGAAGAGAAUAGAAUCCUUAAUUGAUCGGGAUUACAUGGAAAGAGAUAAAGAAAAUCCAAACCAAUACAAUUAUAUUGCAUAAACAUUGGCCUCUGAUUAUUUGGUAUCAUAUACAGUAGCAGUGGAUAAACUAACCUGUUGAUCCUAUAUUAUUUGACUUCUUUUAUACUACCAAUGACCAAAUGAAGCAGUGUAAUGGAAAUAGUUGAGUCGACUUUUUCAGUGGUUAACAUGCCCAUUUAAAGAGUUAAUACUUAACCUUUAAGAAGAAUGUUGUUGAACUCUUUGCAUGUUAUUUAGUAUGAUGUGCAGAAAAUUCUUAAGAAAGUACCUGGUCUUCAUGAUUCCUCUUUGGAACUGGGGAAGAGGUCCCUAAGGCUAUUAAAAAAAAAGGGCGGGGUUCUUAUACACCAUUAAUUAUGAAGCAAAAGGUUUAUUUGCUUAAAAUGUCAUUUAAAGAUACUUAAACUGCAUGCAAACUUUAUUUACUGUACAGAGUUCUGGAUGUAUUUAUCAAAUAGAAAAACCACCCUGGACUUGGUUGUUCACAUGUUUUGUGAUUUCCCUUGAAAAGAAAAAGAAGUUGUCGUAGCUAUUGAUAUUUUACUAAGUAAUGUUCUGUUACACUGAAAGGGAUGUUUAAAAAAAACUUAUUUGGAAACAAGUUUUCAAGUAGAGGGACAGUUGCUUAUGUAAUCUCUUGUAUGUACACAUCCUAAGGUGUUCCAUCUAUGACUGUGGGAUGUGUGUAUAUGGCUUAGCCCUGAGUUUACUGUUCUGAUUAACAGGUACUUAUAAAAAUAGCUGAAAUAGAAAAUUGCUGAUCAGCUGUACUGGAAGAUAUGGUAAGAGAGAAAAAAAAUCCAACUAGUCAUAUGAAAAGUGAAUACAAUAUGAACAUUGCAAAAGAGACCAAAACCCAUGUGUUUUGUAAAUUUUUACAGAAGCAAAAAUCAUCAACUAGUUUUCAACUUCCUUUAGACUUUAAUGUUGUUUGGACAGUUUUAUCUUUAACUUGGACCAAUUGUUAGAUUGUUACAGGCUUCCUAGGAUUUAGCAUUCCUAUUUUCUCUACAAGAGUAUUUUUGGGAAGCACCCCAACUCCUUUUUGUUGCUAAAUAAACCUUUCAUCCUUCUUCUGACUUCCUAAAGACCUAGAUAUAAAGGUCCUCUCCCUUUGUUUUCCCUAUAUACCUCCUAGUCAGGAAUUCCAAAAUCUGUAUUAUGUUCAUCUUACUCCUUUCAAAAUUUCUUGAAGAGUUCUCAUAGCCAGCCACUGGACAUCUACUUUUCAGGGGAAUGUCCUAGGAUUGUUCAUACAUAGAAAAUAGCAAAAGUAUUGUUAUUCAAAUUGGUAAUGUGAGUAAAAAGGCUUCUCUGUAGCAUCGGUUGGUUUUUUUUGUUUUUGUUGUUUUUUUUUUUUUUUCUUUUUUUUUUUUUUUGCUUGUUGGUUUUUCCUUGAGAAUUGAUCUUGGAGGAGAAGCAGAAAAUUUGUUUGGGUUUUUAAAAAUCAGAAUUGCUUUGAUGUUUUUGGCAACAGUAGAUUUCCUUGACUAUUUGGAGCCAUUAGAAAAAAUACCUAGAUCCUAACCAUCAACUGAGGAGACGUUUGGCUCUUGUGUCUACUAUUGUUUUCUUGAGUUCUCAAGACCUGUGACCAGCUGUUACUAAAAAGUUGCCUGUUUCUCUGAUUGCAUCAACUUGCACACUGUUAACAAUAUGUGGUAUUUAGAAUGCCUUCCUGAUUAUUUUUGAGUGUGGCCAUUGUCUAUAUUUUCUCAGCUUCUCCCUGGUUUCCUUGCAUGAGCUCAUCUGACAAGGAAAUGCAGUUAUUUUGUUUGUCCUCUCUCCACACUGGACCAUCUCUGUCAGUGUUCUAACUCAUCCCAGGUGGUCUCUGAGAUAUACAGACUAUCCCACAAGACUCAAUAAUUACUCUUAGGGAAUUUCUAGGUAGAAUUGGUCCCUGUUAGGAGGAGACUCUUGGUGUCACUUUUGUUAUCUUGAAAGCUGGUCCCUUCCCUGAGGCUCUUAAUUUUUUGAAAACUUGAUGCUGUUUCAACUGAAAAAUUGGCAAGACUAUUAAAAAAAAAGUUGAAGGGAGCUGUUUAAGAAAUUGACAAGUAAUUGCAAAAAACAUUGGGUAAUUGUGACUUUCAGUUCUGUAUCAGUUAAAUUUUUGUGCUCUUUUCCCUGUGUACGUGGUGGUUCUAUUUUUCUCCAAUAAAACUUUUAUUUAAAAAAAGUUUCUGGAGAAGAUCUUUAAAAAUGAAGUAUUGUAAGAAAGUUAUGAAACCACAGAACUUUGCAUCUUCCUAAUGACUUCAUGCAUUCAUAUUUGUCAAUUUUGUUAUUUAAAAUUUUCUCUUUUUUAUGUUUGUGGUGGUUUGGUGAUAAUGCUAUAGGAAUGUGAAGGAGGGUGAGUCAGAUUCUCAGGAAUUCUCAAGGUGAGUAUUUAUUCUUAAGUAUCAGUAUUGUAGAAAAAUCAAGUGCAAGUAUAAACACGGUUUCAUUCAAAUUCUCAAAAGUUUAAUAGUUUCAUAAAGUCACCAUGAAACUAGAUUACAUUGAGGGAAGAAUAAAAGAUAAAAUACUUUCGUUUUUAGUAACGGCACUUGAUCUUCCUUUUCUAUUCAUAUGAAUUCUAGGUCAUAUACUCUCACUGUUAAGAUGCUCCUCAAGAACCUUACCAAGCCAGGAAUCAGGAAGCUUUUUUGAACCCAGUUUGUGAGUCUGCUGAACAGUCUUAACAUGAGGUCUUGCCAUACUCUUGAAAAUUCUUAUCUUUGUACAUGUGUGUACAAUUCAGGAAACUAGUUGAUGCUGUUUAGGCAACUGUGUCUCAAGAUUCUCAAAAGCUUGUUUUUUAAUCUUAGUAUCCAUACAUCUUUUUUUACAUUAGCUGUUUUUUUUUUUUAUUUUAGUGACCAUUCUGAUUUAUGCUGUGAAUGGCAGGACGUGUUAUAAAUGUGUUCUGUUCCAUCAUCUACAUAAAAUUGCCAAAGUAAAUUGCCCAUUAAAAAGAAAAGAGCAGGGGUGCCUGGGUGGCUCAUUUGGUUGUGUCUGACUCUUGAUUUUGGCUCAGGUCAUGAUCUCACGGUUCGUGAGGUCAAACCCCUUAUUGGCCUCUAUGGUGGCAGUGUGAAACCUGCUUGGGAUUCUCUCCCCCCACUUCUCUCUGCCCUUCCCUCACGCUUGCGCUAGCAUGCUCUCUAUCAGGAUAAACGAACAUUAAAACGUAUUUCUAUGUAUUUUGUUCUUUUUUUGAUGCUCUUGCAAAUUGAAUUGUUUUCUUUAUUUUUCAGAUUGUUCAUUGCUAGCACAUACAAUUUUUUUAAAUCUUAUUUUUAAGUAAUUUCUACACCCAACAUGGGACUCAAACUCACAACCCUGAGAUCAAAAGUUGCAUGCUCUACUGACUGAGCCAGCCAGGUGACCCAUACACAAUUUUUUUGUGUGUUUAUCUUACACCCUAUAACUUUGCUGAAUUUGAUUAUUGGGUCUAAUAUAUUUUUGUGGAUUUUUAAGGAUUUUCUAUUGUCUGUGAAUAGAGUUAAGUUUUUGCUUUUUCCUUUCCAGUGUGGGUGUGUUUUAUUUCUUUUACUUGCCUACCUACUAUCUCUGUCUGGAGCUCCCAAUAUGAUGUUGAAUAGAAGUGGCUAAAGCAGGCAUCCUUGUCUUGUUCAUCAUCUUAGGGGGAAAGCUUUCAGUCUUUUGCUGUUAAGUAUGAUGUUAGCUGUGGGUGCUCCACAAAUGCUCUUUAUCGUCUUUUAUUCUUAGGUUUCUGAGUUCCUAUCAUUAAAGACUGUUGAGAUUUGUCCAAUGCUUUUUUGCAUCAACUCAGACAAUUGUGACUUUUUUCCUUUGUUCUAUUAAAUUGGUGUAUUACGUCUAUUGGUUUUCAUAUGUUGAACCACCUUUGCAUGCCUGACAUAAAUCCCACUUCAUCAUGGUGUAUAAUCUUUUUAAUAUGUUGUCAUUUUGGGUUGCUAGUAUUUUGAUGAGGAUUUUUGCGUUAUAUAUUCAUAAGGGAUAUUGAUUGGUCUGUAGUAAUCUUGUGUCUUUGACUUUGCUAUCAGUUGAAAUAGUUACACAGUGUUAUUUCCUCUUCUGUUUUUUGACAACUUUGAGAAGGGUUGGUGUUAAUUCUUUAAAUAUUUGCACCAGUGGAGACAUCUGGUCCUGGGCUUUUCUCUGUGGAGAAAUUUUUAAUUCAUUCAGUCUCUUUGCUCAUAGAUCUGUUCAAGUUUUCUGUUUCUUCUUGAGUCAGAUACAGUGUUUUGUCUCUAGGAGUUUGUUGAUUUCAUUUUGGUUAUCCAAUUUGUUGGUGUACAGUUGUUCACAGUGGUUUUUAAAAACUUUUUUUAACAUUCAUUUAUUUUUGAGAGGUAGAGUGUGAGCAGGGAAGGGGCAGAGAGAGAGGGAGAUAAAGAAUCUGAAGCAGCUUCCAGGCUCUGAGCUGUCAGCACAGAGCCCAGCACGGGGCUUGAACUCACAUACUGUGAGAUCGUGACCUGAGCCGAAGUUGGUGCUUAACCCACUGAGCCACCCAGGCACCCCUGAUUAUUCUUUUUGAUAUAUCGACCCUUAAUAUAUAUUAUCGUUCCUUG